AUGGACGAUUUUCUGGCAGCAGUUGGCGCGCAGGCCAUGAGAUAUGCCAUACGGUCUGGCAUCGCCUUGACGUCCUCUUAUGCCAUCAGCCAAUGCUCUCGCCUGCUAAAGGCUGUCGACGACAAGAACCUCCAAUCCGAGCUCAGGGUGCUCCAAAGACAGCUGGAUGGUAAAAUUAAGAUUAUCUCUCCUGCCAUUGACCUUAUUGAGUUCAAAUCCGGGCGAGGAAACGUCUUUCUUGAGUCCGCACUGCCUCUCGCAAAGUCUCUUCACCAGCAAAUCAUCUCCCUAGGACAUCGUGUGGAGGGUGCCGCGGCCGUUGAGGAACAUAACCACGACCUAUCAGAAAAUCCAAAAACCAAGGAGACUGGCCAUGACGCAUUAAAAAGAGUGAUUAGAGAUAUCAAAAAUCUCCUGACUGAGAUUGACCGGGAAAUUCCUCUUCUGCAGCUGGCUAUAUCAGCAUCUGGUGAAAGCCUGUCUACUUCACUUCCCCCUGGAAUAUCUCCAUCUAGAUUAUUGCAGGCUAGUACCCUGUUGACUGUUGGAGAUACACAGCAUGCACAGGAUCCUACAAGAAUUGUACAAAUCGGGCCUUCAUUCACGCUGUCCGUAUACAUGCUAUUCUUGGGACACGCAUCUGUAUCCUCAAAAAGCACAGACCAUAUUCCAGUCUAUGGCUUAGGCGAGCACGAUAGACGGCCUGUAUGGCAGGAGGCGAUACACAAGGCUCGAGUGCGGCUAUGCAGGUCAGCUUGCAAGGCAGCCAUAGAUGAGCAAGGCUUCAAUGACGACAACCAGGACGUACCUUACCUUGAAGUCGGCCAAAGUUAUGCCUAUCACCUCGAAAUUAUUGAAGAUUUGGACGAUGGGCGGGCUCAUGAAGGGGCUGCCCAGGCAGAAGCAUAUAACGGCGUCUCAAAAGCCGGCAUUCGUGAACAUAUUCCGAUUUACCAACUUGCCAAGAUAUUCUACACGGACACUGGCAGAAUGCUCAAUAUUGGCGAUGGAACUGAUGGAGAGAAUAACCCAGUUCUGCUCCUCAAGCGAGACAUUAAGGCAUCUCAGCUAGAAAGACCAGAACAUGAGAGAUAUGGAGAUGCAAACAAUGCUACGCAUGACGAUAGUGCUAGCCAACCAGAAACAAACGAAGAUGAUCAAGUCGACGUGGAUCGACAGCUAUUCGGAGAGACGCGAGAGAAGCGGCUCUCUUUAAGAAGCUCUGAGAAUGCUGAGGAGAGCUACAUCACCGCCUUCCCUAAGCACCUGGAUCCCGAGUGGAUAGCUUUUGAGGUGUACGAAGAGGACGACGAGCAGAGUGAGACGAGUUCCAUUUCGGGCCUUGACGCGGACUCAUCAAACGAAGUCGACGGACGCGGCAACUCACCAGAGAAAUCGCCAUCACGCCCUCGCGCAGCCUUGGACUCGAGUUUGGUCUCCCAGAUCAAGAAUCUGUCUGUUCAGCCCACAUCACGCAAUACUCUCACUUUAAGCUAUUCUGAUCCUAGCCUUGGCCGUCCAUCGCAAGACCUGACGGUAAACUCGGCGAGGGAAGCGCAGGAUUUUGUAUCGCGGUCACCGUUUGGAACCAUCACAACAUCGCUCUCAUUAAUUGAGAUGCUCAUUCGGCUUGCUGGCCUUCAGGAGUUUCAACAGGCUUCCCAUUUGUCGAUUCCAGACCACAUCCUGACGUUUUUCUUAGAAGAGACGUCGACGACAGGGUUGACGGGCGAGGCUAUGUGGAGGGCUAGGAGUCAAACUAAACAGCGAGUAGGGUUCGAUCCGUAUACCGACGCAGCAUAGUGAAGGACCGUCUUCGUGGCAUUAGGUGGAAUGUAGAGGUAGAACAAUAUUUAAACGAGCACCUC
Trichoderma atroviride IMI 206040 is the source of this 1868-nucleotide messenger RNA. The record is from RefSeq and is a predicted model, not a curated record. NCBI's taxonomy places the organism in Eukaryota, Fungi, Ascomycota, Sordariomycetes, Hypocreales, Hypocreaceae.